UUAUCUUCUCCGUCCCUUUCCAACAACAACAAUAAUCAUGGAAUAAACAAAAUCAAAAUUCAUGAAAAAGAAAACAAAAUCAGGUGGUGGGUGUAGGAUUGAAGAGUUAACCAAAAGGAGUGCUAAUCCACCGUGUCAUUUCGCCGGUUUUGAUCUUCAUCCCCUGGUUUUUUAGGUCACUGUGUAAUUCCUUGCAUUCUUUUUCCCUUUAAGCAUUCUCUCCUUUUCAUCAUUUCUGGAUCUUCUCUCGAUUCUCUAACAAUUAGCCAGCUCAUCUUCCCUCUGUUCUUUGACAUUAUUUUUAAUCUUCACACCAUUUUAUCUCUUAUUAUCAGUUUCCCCGUUCUGUCACUUUCAUUACACUUUUGAUUCUUACAGUAUAAUCUUAUUCUUCUGUCUGUUUCAUUUUUUCCCCAUCAAUUAACUUAAUGGAUCUGGUUUUGCUUUUCAAAUUCGUGGACUUUUUUUGUGAUUAGAUCUAAUUGUACGAUUCUUUGAUGACAGUUUAUUCGUUUGUGUACUCGAAUUUAUUGGUUUCUUUUAAAUUUCUUGAAUUUAAUUUCAUUUUGUCUUCAAAAUAGUCAUAUACUUUGUACAUUAACUUCUGGGUUUCUUUGAAAUUAAUUCAGUUCGAUCCUUUUUGGUGUUUUGAGUUUCUGGGUGUCACAAAAAAAUGGUGACAGUUAAUUUAGGAAUGCUUCAUUAUGUUCUUGACCAUAUUUAUGGAGCAUUUAUGCACAGAACAAAAAUUAGCCCACCAUUUUUCUCUGGAGGAUGGGGUGGUUCAAAGCUUGAGCUCUUAGAAAGAUUGGUGAAGCAGCUAUUCCCUGAAGCGGAAGGCCAGAAUUGGCCGCCGAGUUUGAUACAGCCCAUUUGGAGAACAGUUUGGGAGACUAAAAGUGCUUGUUUAAGGGAAGGGAUAUUUAGAACCCCUUGUGAUGAGCAGCUCCUUAGUGCAUUGCCUCCUGAGAGUCACACUGCAAGAGUUGCUUUUCUUGUACCAAAAUUUGUCCCUCCUCAAAAGAUGGCCUGUGUGGUUCAUCUUGCAGGCACUGGGGACCAUACAUACGAACGGAGGUUGCGUCUUGGCGGACCAUUGUUGAAGGAAAACAUCGCAACCAUGGUGCUGGAGAGCCCUUUCUAUGGACAUAGACGCCCUAUGCUGCAGCAUGGUGCAAAACUCUUGUGUGUGAGUGACUUGCUUUUAUUAGGUAGAGCAACCAUUGAGGAGGCACGGAGUCUGUUAUAUUGGCUAGAGUCUGAGGCAGGGUUUGGCAAGAUGGGCGUUUGUGGACUUAGCAUGGGGGGAGUACAUGCUGCAAUGGUUGGAUCACUGCACCCCACACCUGUUGCAACUUUUCCUUUUCUCUCCCCACAUUCUGCUGUUGUGGCAUUCUGUGAAGGGAUAUUAAGGUAUGGUACUGCAUGGGAGGCACUGAGGGAGGAUCUAGCAGUGCAAAAGACUGCAAUAACUCUCGAGGAAGUGCAAGAGCGGAUGCGAAAUGUAUUGUCUCUCACAGAUGUCACGCGCUUUCCAAUUCCCAAAAAUCCCAAUGCUGUAAUAUUUGUUGCUGCAACUGACGAUGGUUACAUACCAAAGCAUUCUGUUAUGGAGCUUCAAAAGGCUUGGCCGGGUUCGGAGGUGAGAUGGGUUACCGGAGGGCAUGUUUCAUCCUUCCUUCUGCACAAUGGUGAGUUUCGCAAGGCAAUUGUUGAUGGGCUUAGCAGAUUAGAGUGGAAAGAGUCUCAACCAUAAUAGAUAUUACUAAUGAAGAAGACUACAAUAUUAUUUUCUUUUGUAAUCUUCUUCACCAAUAAUUCCUGAUGAACUUUGUAAAAUGUACAACAACUCAUACCUAACACCCUUCAAAGGGAUAAAAAGGUAUUCUGUAAUCUUCAAAGGAACUUCACUUUUAUUUAUUUAUUUUUGAACAGCAACUGAUUUUAGGUAAUCCAAGCAAUGUUAAUCAUGGGUUAUUCUUUUA
This is a messenger RNA of Jatropha curcas, 1985 nucleotides long. Its product is annotated as alpha/beta hydrolase family protein. Lineage: Eukaryota; Viridiplantae; Streptophyta; Magnoliopsida; Malpighiales; Euphorbiaceae. The record is from RefSeq and is a predicted model, not a curated record.